Messenger RNA from Helianthus annuus (common sunflower), 2484 nucleotides. RefSeq names its product arginine--tRNA ligase, chloroplastic/mitochondrial. Bases 260 to 2377 code for a protein of 705 amino acids. The transcript has 21 exons. The record is from RefSeq and is a predicted model, not a curated record. Gene Ontology annotation, cellular component: cytoplasm. NCBI's taxonomy places the organism in Eukaryota, Viridiplantae, Streptophyta, Magnoliopsida, Asterales, Asteraceae. Gene Ontology annotation, molecular function: ATP binding; arginine-tRNA ligase activity. Gene Ontology annotation, biological process: arginyl-tRNA aminoacylation.
GAAUAAUAAAGUGGCGAGAAACUCUAAAACCCUGAAACGGUUACGUGGGAGAGAAAUCACAUUCUCUGAUCUGAGUCUCAACGGCAACGUCCGCGUCCACCGCUCCGCCGUCACGUCCACCGUCGGGAGUCUCCUCCACCGCAUAUCUCUUUCUCUCUCUCUGAGUUUCUCAUUCACAGGUUGGAACUUUGGAAUAUGAAUUACUACUUACAUUCAUGUUACUGACAGAUAUUCGAAAGAAGAAACUUUCCGGUUAAGUAUGGCAGCUGCACCUGAACAUCAUACCGGGAGCCUUAAAGAACAAAUAGCCAAGGUAUUUGAGGUCUCUUUGAAAGUUACUGUUCCUGAUGAGCCAGAUGUGGCUCCUCUUAUAGCCGUCUGUUCCAAAAAGGAAGCUGCCGAUUACCAAUGCAACAAUGCCAUGAGCUUGUGGUCUAAAAUAAAAGGCAAGGGUACAGAAUUUAGAGGCCCUCAACCUGUUGGACAGGCCAUAAUGCGGAAUCUUCCAACAUCUGACAUGAUAGAAUCAUGCUCCAUAGCUGGUCCUGGCUUUAUAAACGUUAAGUUAUCAACACAAUGGAUAGCCAAGAGAAUCCAGAAUAUGCUAACAGAUGGCAUUGACACAUGGGCACCAAGGCUUUCAGUCAAAAGGGCGAUAGUUGACUUUUCAUCACCCAACAUUGCAAAGGAAAUGCAUGUAGGUCAUUUGAGGUCAACUAUCAUUGGAGACACGAUAGCCCGUAUGCUUGAGUAUGCUAAAGUUGAUGUGCUUCGCAGAAACCAUGUUGGGGAUUGGGGCACUCAGUUUGGAAUGUUGAUUGAGUUUCUCUUUGAGAAGUUCCCAGAUGGGGAGGUUACUGAUCAGGAUAUUGGAGAACUAGAGUUGUUCUAUAAGGCAUCAAAACAGAGAUUUGAUGGUGAUGAUGAAUUCAAAGAGAGAGCCCGAAAGGCAGUAGUUGCUCUCCAGAGUGGCAAGGAAGAAAAGUACCAGAAAGCAUGGGCACAAAUCUGUGAAAUAAGUCGAAGGGGUUUCGAGAAAGUGUAUGAGCGUCUGGGGGUUCACCUGGAAGAAAUGGGUGAAAGCUUUUAUAAUCCCUACAUUCCUCUGGCUCUAAAGGAGCUCAAUGAUAAGGGUUUGAUUAAAGAUGACGAAGGCGCUAAGGUGAUAAAAAUUAUUGAAGGAAAAAAGGCACUUCCUCUUGUAGCUAUGGAGAAAGAUGGUCGUUACAGCUAUGCUUCAACAGAUUUUGCAGCUCUGUGGUCUCUGCUUCCUGAGGAAGAAGUCAAAUGGAUAAUAUUCGUCAUUCUCCAGAGUGGCACGGAAGAAAAGUACCAGAAGGCAUGGGCACAAAUCUGUGAAAUAAAUCGAAAGGGUUCAAAGAUAGUCUACCAGCGUCAGGGGGUUCACUUGGGUGAAAGCCUUAAUAAUACCUACAUUCCUUUGGCUCUAGAGGAGCUCGAUGAUGAGGGUUUGAUUGAAGAUGACGAAGACGCUAAGGUGAUAAAAAUUAUUGAAGGAAAUAAGGUGCCUCCUCUUAUAGUUACGAAGACAGAUGGUGGUUACAACUAUGCUUCAACAGAUCUUGCAGCUCUCUGGUAUCGGCUUAAUGAGGAAAAAGCCGAGUGGAUAAUAUACGUCACUGAUGUUGGUCAGAGAGAGCAUUUUAAAAAGAUCUUCGCUGCUGCUAAAAGUGCAGGGUGGCUUCCAGCUGAUGAAAGCAAAUACCCUAAAACAAGUCAUGUAGGGUUUGGUCUUGUUCUUGGUGACGAUGGGAAGAGAUUUAGAACUCGUAGUACUGAAGUGGUAAAGUUGGUCGAUUUACUCGAUCAAGCUAAACGUCGUUGUAAAGAAGCUCUUGUGGAACGAGUUAAGGUGGCUGAGUGGACUGCUGAGGAGCUUGAGCAGACGGCUGAAGCAGUUGGAUAUGGUGCUGUUAAGUAUGCAGACCUGAAGAAUAACAGAUUGACCAAUUACACAUUCAAUUAUGAUCAGAUGCUUAAUGAUAAGGGUAAUACUGCAGUAUAUCUGCUGUAUGCACAUGCUCGAAUAUGUUCGAUUAUCAGAAAAUCUGGUAAAGACAUAGAGCAGUUGAAAAGGGAGGGACAAAUGUUAUUGCAGACGGAUGAUGAACGCAAGCUGGGAUUGCAUUUGCUCCAGUUUGCUGAGGCUGUCGAAGAGGCUUGCACAAAUCUGUUACCAAACAUUCUCUGUGAAUAUCUAUAUGAUUUAUCCGAGAAGUUUACAAGUUUCUACUCAGAGUGCAAGGUUGUUGGGUCUGCUGAGGAGACCAGCAGAUUAUUGUUGUGUGAGGCAACUGCAGUGGUGAUGAGGAAAUGCUUUCAUCUUUUGGGCAUUACUCCCGUCUACAAAAUUUAAUAACUAGUUUUGCAAUCUGGCCCUGAAGCUCAAUACACCCUUGAAGUUGUGAAUGUUCGUCUUUUUCGGCCCGUAUUUAACUGUAAUCUUAAUGUCUCUUGAUAUUA